CCUCGCCCCGGCCGCGCGCCUCCGCCUCCUGCCUGCGCUGCCGCUCCCCCUCCCCGUCACGGCGGCGGCGCCGCCGCCACCACAGCGAGCGGGAGGAGGAGGAGGAGGAAGGGCGAGAGGGAGGCAGGUCCGGCGGCCCUCUCGGGUACCCCCAGCGGCCAGGCGGGCGAGGGGAAAGAUGGCGACGCUGGGAGGCGAGUCGCAGCCUUUCCCCGCCGCUGCUCUGACGGCGGCGACGGCCGGGGUGGGCGGCGGCGGCGGGUCCCUGGGCUUGCAGGCGCCGCUGAACCGCGGUCUGGAGCGGGCGCUGGAGGAGGCGGCGCACUCCGGGGGGCUCAACCUGAGCGGCAGGAAGCUGAAGGAGUUCCCGCGCAGCGCCGCCGCCCUCAGCCACGACCUUUCCGAUACGGUGCGGGCAGAUUUAUCCAAGAAUAGAUUAACUGAGGUUCCUACGGAGUUGUGCCAUUUUGUGUCACUGGAAACACUAAAUCUAUACCACAAUUGUAUUAAAAUUAUACCAGAUGCCAUAGUAAACUUGCAAAUGCUAACUUACUUAAAUUUGAGUCGAAAUCAGCUUUCUUCUUUGCCAGCUUGCCUGUGUGGUCUUCCUCUAAAAGUCUUAAUUGCAAGUAACAAUAAGCUAGGUUCCCUUCCAGAAGAGAUAGGUCAGCUAAAACAGUUAAUGGAACUGGAUGUCAGCUGUAAUGAAAUCACAGCUUUGCCGCAGCAGAUAGGCCAGCUGAAAUCUUUAAAAGAAUUGAAUGUUAGAAGAAAUUACCUCGAAGUUUUACCCCAAGAACUAGUACAGCUUCCCUUGGUAAAGUUCGACUUUUCCUGCAAUAAAGUGCUUGUGAUUCCAAUUUGUUUUAGAAAGAUGGUGCAGUUACAAGUAUUGCUGCUUGAGAAUAAUCCUUUGCAGUCUCCACCAGCACAAAUUUGUACGAAGGGUAAGGUGCAUAUAUUCAAAUACCUGACUGUACAGGCCUGUCAGAUUAAAACAGCAGACUCACUGUAUCUUAAUGCCAUAGAACAACAGCAUUUGCCACAACCUGUGGAGGAGAGCAUUGAUGACAUAUACCCAAGUAAAAAGGACUCAGAUUCAGGUGUUGGUAGCGAUAAUGGUGAUAAACGCUUGUCAGCAACAGAGCCAUCUGAUGAAGAUACUAUCAGCUUUAAUGUUCCGAUGUCGGACAUCAUGGAAGAAGAUCACGUUGUAAAGGAAGAUUCAGGUCACCGCGCUAACUCAAGAAAAGUGGAAUUCCAUCAAGGAUCUUCUCACUUGAUGGUCAAUGAUAAGUCAAGAGAAACAGGAAACCAGUUUGAUGAAUCGGAUACUCUUACUACUGAAUUCAUGAGUUACAUUAAGAGCAGAGCAGCAGAGUGUGAUGAAUUGCUGAGAAUAGAAGAGGACACACAAUGGCAAACAGACGAAAUAAUAAAUUUAUCAGAAGAACAAACUAUUGAUAUAGCAAUGAUAGAACAACUAAGAGAAGCAGUAGAUUUAUUACAAGAUCCCAACAGAUUAAGCAUGGAUAUUUCAGAGAGCAGUGGUGUGAAUCUGUAUCCCACGGAACCAGCAACAGCUUUAGAAUUUCAGGAGUCUACAGUAAACAGUCAAAUGCAGAUGGAGAUGUCUUCCCUUGGUCAGAGAGAAAAUGCUGAAGAGGAACUAGAAUUUCAGAGGAGGAAGGAGCUGAUUAUGGAGAAAGCAAAGCCGGAAGGGAGAACUUGUGAAAAGGGUGAAAAAUGGUCAUUGAAUCAGAAUGAUCUGAUUGUUUGGAAUGCUAGUGGGCAAACCUCCCACAAUGAGAGCAAGGAUAAAAGUCCAACAAUGUCUCCUACUACAAACACCACGAUCCCUUUUGGCCUGAAGCCACGCUCAGUGUUCUUAAGACCACAAAGGAAUUUGGAAUCAAUAGACCCACAAUUUACAAUUCGAAGGAAAAUGGAGCAGAUGAGAGAAGAGAGAGAGCUUGUGGAACAGCUGCGUGAGAACAUUGAAACAAGACUAAAGAUUUGUUUGCCUGAAGACUUGGGGUCUGCUCUGAUGGAUGGUGUAGUUCUUUGCCAUUUAGUAAAUCACGUCCGUCCUCGGUCUGUCGGAAGUAUUCAUGUACCUUCACCAGCAGUACCUAAACUUAGCAUGGCCAAAUGCAGGAGAAAUGUGGAGAACUUUCUGGAUGCGUGUAGAAAACUGGGGAUACCAGAGGAGAAGCUCUGCCUACCACAUCACAUCCUAGAAGAAAAGGGCUUGGUAAAAGUGAGCAUAACAGUUCAAGCAUUGCUAGAUGUAACCACACUGAAACAACCUUUAUUCACAUGAAACUACUAUCUCUGCUGUUACCAGCUCCACUGUGCCAUCCAAGAAUCAAAACACUGCCCAGCUUUCCAAUGCUCCAAGAGCAUUCUUGUACUUCUGAUUUCAAAAUUGUCUUUCAGACUGUACACGUGCGUUGAACUACAAACCAGAAACUAAACAGAAACAUUUUCUAGAGCAAACUGGGGCUUCACUGCUUUUAUAGCUCACUUUGUACAGUACUUACUAGAACAGCCACCUCUCUGCCUCUUAAAAAUGUGUGGAGUACACAGCUGUCUUGCAGCAAGAUACCUUCAUAUUAUUAAACUAAGAAUCGCUGUAAUCAUUUUGGGGGAACAACAGGAGGGAGACUACAUCAGACUUCUACCACAUUAGGUUUUUCUGCAGUUGCUUCAGGCUAUUAUUGCCUUUUAAAGAUAUCCAGACAUAAAAUAUUUAUAUAAAUAUUAUUUAUUAGUGAGUUGUUAUUCAUCCUUUGGAUGCAAAAUGUAAAUUAGGAAACUGUAUUUUAUUACUGCUUUUUUGUGGUUAAACACUUUAUUUUAUUAUAAAUAUUUAGUUAUUUUUUAUUCUACUUGGUGUGCAGUAGCUCUAGAUCUCGGUAAAUUGUGUUUUCUAAUAUGUAAGAUAAAAAGCAAACAAAAUAGGUGCUUUUAUUAAAAGAACAGCUAGCUGGAAUGGCAUUCUUUUUUUCUUGAAUUUGUGAAACAUGGGUAAAAAUUUGUCUGCAUUCCAUGGAGUUUUUUACAUUCCAGUAGCACUUUUCCCCCCAUGACUAAAUUGGCUGAAACUGAGAGCACACCCAUUUUAUUUGUAUAUAGAUGUUUAAAAAAAAAAAAAAAAAGGUUGUAAACUUGAAAAAUAAAUGUGAACAAAUAUUUUUGAUUGCUUAUUUUACUAUGCACAAGAUAUCUAACUUUUGCCACAACAAAAUGAGCGAUGUGCAUUAGCAUCAUUUGUCUUGAAAUAUAAUUUUGCACUGUAACUUGAUUUCUUUUAAAGACUACAGCACUACAGAACAAAAAAUAGCACAAGAACAUGAAUGAGAAGAUUUACCAGGUAGCCAAAAUUUUUUUUUUUUUUUCUUUUUUUCCCAACGAUUCCUUCAAGAGGAGAUAAAAUUAUCAAAAUUGCCAAAGGCAGUCUCAAAGACCUGAUCUUCCAGAUACAACCUGCUGGGUACAGUGCCUCUCCUUAUAGUCUCCAUCAUUUUCCCUUGAAUUAAGCACAAUGUUCUGUAGUGAAAAUGGUUGCAGGAUCAGACCUCUAACCCCACGUCAGCAAUAGGAAAUAAGGUUCUUUUUCUUACGGCUACUUUAAAUUUUUUGAAGAGAUUUUUAGAAGCAUAACUUAUUAUUAAAACAUCACAGGUUUUAGAGGAAAAAGUUCCAGCACAGCGAUUCUCACAAUAUCUGGAACAUCCGUUUUUCUUUCAUAGGAGAAGCUAGCAAUGUCGCUUCAGCAAGCAGGACAGGAACGCUGCAUGUGGUGAGAAGGCUAGCUGUCAGGGGUCGGUGGUGCAUACAAGCAGGUAGUUCGAAAUGUGUAAGUAAAAGAAAAACAGGCAAAGCAGCGGGAGGACUGAAUAUUUAAGCAAGAAAAUGUGGAGAGAACUAUUGUAUAAAGACUUUCUGGAAAGAUGAUGCAUACUUGUCACUACUAUGUAUCUAGGCAAAGUUACACACACACACACACACACACACACAUUCACAGAUGCUGCAUUUAAAACCACCAGUAUUCCAAUAGCAGAUUUUUAAUGGUUAAUACAGUAUUUGAAUGCAGACCAGGUGUUUUAAUACCACAGAUUGCCAAUGGGCUGGUAUGUACUGACAGCCACAUGUUAGGAGGAAGAAAGUGGACUUGCAGUGAGACAUACAGUAAGCAUGGAACAUCCAGUUACUUCAACCAAAGCAAAAGCAUUUUAUUUUGUAGAGGGAACAUUGACUUAAAUCGUAAUUUUGAUUGGCAGCUAGCAUAUUGUUUCCUAUAAAAUGUACUGUGCACUUUAACACUAAAUUAAAAUGUAUUUUAAUAUUUUACAGAGCUGCACAAAUAUCUGUUUUGUCAAAAAGCACGAGCAAUGUAAAGAAGUGAGUCAGAGUUUAUCAAAUUUUAAAAGCAUUCAAAGAUCAAGUAUAAAAAUAGGAAUAUUGAUUUCUGCAUCUUGAGGGAUAAAAUGCAGGUUUCCGGAGUAUUUUUUUACAAUGUAUAUAUGGCAACAUGAAGCUUUGUAAUUAUUAUUUUGACAAAUCUUGUUUUUUCAUAAUUAAAGUUUUGGUUUUCUCCUGAUAGUCUUUCGGUAUUUGCUUGAAGUUGGCUGUAAGUAAAUAGCUCUAAAUAUUUUGUAAUACAGCUUUUUUUUUUAUGCAGUCUUAACCUGUACGGCUAAAAAGAGAAUCUUCAUGAAUCUUUGUACACUAUUUAUAUGUGCAAUAAAACAUGCAUGGCAAAUCUAUAAUACCCUAAGCAGUGAACAUAAUGUAUAUAGAAAAUCUUUACCGUAGUUACAAUUAAACUAUAUUAUUUGUAGAAACCCUUUAA
Molecule: messenger RNA, 4858 nt
Organism: Falco peregrinus (peregrine falcon)
Lineage: Eukaryota; Metazoa; Chordata; Aves; Falconiformes; Falconidae
Gene: LRCH1
Product: leucine rich repeats and calponin homology domain containing 1
Exons: 20
Coding region: 179-2323 (714 amino acids)
Molecular function (GO): protein binding
Source: RefSeq, a predicted model, not a curated record